AUGCCAGGCAACUUCGGAGGUCAACAACAACAGCCUCAGCAGCAGCAAAGUCGUGCCGUAUCGAGUCGAUUACCGAACGGAAAAUUAGCAUCUGGAAACAGCAACUCUGGCUGGGCCUUUAGUGGAGCUGUGCCCAUGGGCAACAGCAGCAGUGGCGGCUUCCAGACCCAGAACAGGCAGCUGGGAGGAAGUGUCAGCUUUGCUCAAAGCCUAGGAGGAUCUCAGCAAGCAGCGCCCAUUGACUUAUCGGGCCGUGGUCGGGGCCGUGGCUGGGACCGUGGCCGGGACCGUGGCCGGGACCGUGGCCGGGGCCGUGGUCAGGACCGUGGUCGGGGCUGUGAUUGGGACUCUGGCCAGGGACGUGGCCAGACUGAAGCACCUUUGCUAAUCGACGAUCUUAGCGAAUUCCCUUCUCUGUCGAAUAACCCCCAGCUGGGCAACCCUUCGCAAGCAUCGAUGUGGUCCACAGGUGGCUCACGGAAUGUGAGCGCACCCGUGCAACGAAAUCAACCAACGCCUGUAUUAUCCCAACAUGCAGGUCAAGAAGAGCUUUACGCCCCGACCUCGAGAGCGACGGCAAACGGCUCUCUUCGAUUUGGAAAUCAGACAGGACAACAGGCCGCACCUGGCAGCGUGGAUGACUUCCCUCCUCUAAAUCGAACCGUUAACGGCGAAGAGAGGAGUGCCAGCCUAAUGUCGUCACUGGGUAUCAGUGCGCAAAGCGCAGCAUCCCAAGGUGUGGCAGGCAACAGAGGGAAUGGACUACUCAAUGCGCUUUCAGCAAACAACCGCGCGAAUGACCCAAGAUCGCAGUCCCGGGCGAGCGGUGCAGUAUCUACGCCGCAACCCUCAGACUAUGAGAAUCAGUCCCGAUCGAAUGAACGUUUAGCCAAACAACUUGCAAACCUCAGCACUGGAGAAGGCUCGUCGAAAUUGUCGUCUCAGGAUGGCAUCGUCAGCAAGGCGAAAGAAGAUGAGUCGCAAGGGCUUGUAGAUCCUCUCGCUGGAAUGCCCGAUGUCGACAAGUGGGGUCUUAAGGGUCUUCGAACGUUGAUGAAUAACUUCCCUGACUACCAUGCCUUGGUACUUGGCAUGGACUCAAGCAGUUUGGGCCUGGACCUGCAAACACCAGACCUGAUUUCAACGCAGAAGUAUUCUCUUUUCGACGAUAGCCUGCCAAAACCGACGCUCCCCGCCGGCAAAUUGCGUCUGCCUGAAUGCUACAAAGUUAACAACGUUCAGCCUAUCAAGGAUAAGAUAGCAAGUUUCAGCGAGGAAACAUUAUUUUGGAUUUUCUACAGCAGCCCUGCCGAUAAAAAGCAGCUUUUGGCAGCGCAGGAAUUGCAUAAUCGCAACUGGCGAUGGCACAAAAAACUGCAGAUUUGGCUCACUAAAGAUGAGCAACUGGCCCCUCAACAGCUCGGCCCUAGUCAUGAGCGAGGGUGGUAUAUUGUGUGGGAUACCAACCACUGGCAAAAGGAGAGACGGGAAAUCACCUUGAACUACGGGGACUUGGAAACGGUCGUAAACCCCCUUGCGGGAACGCCCGCGAUGGAUUGA
Messenger RNA from Cordyceps fumosorosea ARSEF 2679, 1560 nucleotides. RefSeq names its product NOT2 family protein. Gene Ontology annotation, biological process: nuclear-transcribed mRNA poly(A) tail shortening; regulation of DNA-templated transcription. The transcript is spliced from 7 exons. Gene Ontology annotation, cellular component: P-body; CCR4-NOT core complex. Bases 1 to 1560 code for a protein of 519 amino acids. The record is from RefSeq and is a predicted model, not a curated record. Lineage: Eukaryota; Fungi; Ascomycota; Sordariomycetes; Hypocreales; Cordycipitaceae.